This is a messenger RNA of Homalodisca vitripennis (glassy-winged sharpshooter), 1402 nucleotides long. Its product is annotated as cAMP-dependent protein kinase catalytic subunit beta-like. Gene Ontology annotation, molecular function: cAMP-dependent protein kinase activity; ATP binding. Gene Ontology annotation, biological process: peptidyl-serine phosphorylation. The transcript has a single exon. The record is from RefSeq and is a predicted model, not a curated record. Lineage: Eukaryota; Metazoa; Arthropoda; Insecta; Hemiptera; Cicadellidae. Bases 98 to 1207 code for a protein of 369 amino acids. Gene Ontology annotation, cellular component: cAMP-dependent protein kinase complex; nucleus.
GAGUUUGCAGGGAAAAUUUACUAGUUUUUAAAAGUGCAUUAUAUUGAUAUUUUUAAAUUAAUACUUUCCUCAUGGAUACAAAUUUUGAAAUUUGAAAAUGACAGAAGAAAAAACAGAAAAUGAAAAUGGUAAGAGGGAAUUGGAAGAACAAGCCACUUUGGAAGAAGUUAACAAUCUGAUGAAACAGAAAAAGCUUACCAUACAGAGCCCUGGGCAACUGAUUAAGAAACUGCAGAGCAUUGGGCCCUUGGAAAUAGCUGAUUUGAAUGCAUUUUUGGUCCAGGCUAAGAUUGAUUUUGAAUACUUAUACAAAGACAAAACUAUUUUUGAUUUUAAAAUAUCAGACUUCAACAUAAUCCGAAAGUUGGGCCGUGGGGGCUUUGGAAGUGUAGUUCUUGCUACGAUGAAGAAUGGUGAUGAUGGUAUACUUUAUGCAAUCAAGGUUAUUAAUAAGAAAGCAGUAAUAAGACAAAAGAUUUUUGCAAGUGUUUAUAAUGAAAAACGAGUUCUUCAGAGUCUCAACUUUCCUUUUGUUGUGUAUUUAAAAUAUUUUUUUGUUGAUUAUCACUAUUUGUAUUUUGUGAUGCCAUUUGUACCCGGUGGGGAUUUUUCCGACUAUCUCGCUACACAGACAGUACUGAGUGAACCGCACGCCAGGUUUUAUGUGAGUCAGCUUAUUUUGGCUUUGGAGUAUUUGCACUAUUUAGGGCUGAUACAUAGGGAUGUAAAACCAGAAAACAUAAUGAUUGACUCAUUUGGAUACAUAAAACUUGCAGACUUUGGUCUUUGCACGAGAUGUUUUGGAAAUGAUAGAGCGUGGACUAUGGCAGGAACACCACUCUACAUGGCUCCUGAGAUCAUUAUGUUAAAGGGAUAUGAUUGUUCUGUAGACUGGUGGGCUUUGGCAAUAUUACUUUACGUAAUGUGUUCAGGAGAUUCUCCGUUCCACAAUAAAAGUACUAUUAAGACAUAUGAACUUAUUAUAUCUUGUAAAUACGAAGUGCCAACAACAUUCAGCAAACAUUUGAAACAGUUACUUAAAAGGUUAUUACUGUUUAACCCUGAUAUGCGAAUAGCCAAUAGUAAAAAGGGUGCCAAAGAAAUUAAAGCACAUCAUUGGUUUGAAAGCACUGACUGGUUAAAAAUUCUUAAUCGCACAAUUGAAGCCCCUUAUAUUCCAGAUAUAUCUGGCCAAGAACCUCAAUGAAACUGCUAUAUUUUUAUUAUAUAACGUGAAUGUUUAUUAAUGAAAUUAAUAAUUUAUUGUUAUGAACUUGCAGUGUUUCCAUAAUGUUGGAACAAAACAACUAACAAUUAUGUAUAAAAUUUUAAGAGGUCUGUUAAUUAUUGGAUUUAGUUAUACCUAUCACUUUAGUCAAGAUAAAAUUAAUGCUAACUGUUA